This is a messenger RNA of Knipowitschia caucasica, 234 nucleotides long. Lineage: Eukaryota; Metazoa; Chordata; Actinopteri; Gobiiformes; Gobiidae. The record is from the annotation of a GenBank genome assembly.
AUGCAAGGCCGAUCUAUGGGAGCGGGAAGGCGGGGGGUUGAAGAGAGAUUUGAGAUGCCAGGAAUAGUGCAGGCCGCCGGGACAGAGCUGUUGUUUACAGACGAUGACAGGGAUGGAGGGCCUGUGUGUUGUGAGCUGCGGCCCAAGCCUCAGGGGUCUUCUGCCGCUGCUGAGGAGGAGGAGGCCGUAGUGUCCACAGAAAACAGUGGACAUGAGCGGGCAGACUGUGUUUAA